Messenger RNA from Seminavis robusta, 2452 nucleotides. Lineage: Eukaryota; Bacillariophyta; Bacillariophyceae; Naviculales; Naviculaceae. The record is from the annotation of a GenBank genome assembly.
GUCCACGGCUCACGGAAAAAUAGCCGUUGCUCUUUUGGCAAGACUCGAAGGUCCUUUUCAUUCACAGUCGACCUGAAAGGUUCUCACAACAGCUCCCACAACUCGAAGCCGACGCUCUCCCAAAAAACACCCAACUCCUUCACGACGUUUGUUGCCUUGUUGUUUCGUCUUCUUUGUUUUUGCGCUUACACAAUGUUCGGUGCUCCUCCUCCAGAGGAUCAAGGCUCAGUGUCACCAAAUGGCUCUGGUUCCAGCAAUGCCCGACCUUUCGGCUUUGACGCCGACGGCAACCGCUACAACUCCCAAGCCUUUUCUGGUGCUCCUCCUCCACGCGACAAUUUUGGUUCCCCGCCCUGGCAAGCCCCCAACUUGAAUGGACUUGGACGGAACGCAGCGGGCACCACCGGUAGCGUUUUUGGAAGUCCUGGCCUUGGGUCUACCUUCCAAAACUCCGGUUCUGGAGGUCGACUAACGGCGAACUUGAAUGGCAAUGGUGCUUCGCGUUUCUACGGCACGAAAAACACACCCUACUAUCCUACCGAUUGCUGGGAUGGAACUAUGUAUUCAAUCACCGCCAUGGCGACAUUUGAGCACAACAGUUUUGACGAACUGCGCUUCGAAGACUAUCUUCAAGGAAACCGGGGACUUGGACGCCUUCAAGCUCAAUUCAACAAUCGCGACACUCCUCUGGACCACUUUGGUUCUCCAACUCUUUCCAACAGUUCUCCUACAGCUUCCGUCUUUUCUUCUGGUUCUCCAAGUGUGUUCGGUGCUCCAGCUUCAUCGUUUGGGGCUGCGCACACCGACGCGACCGCUUGGACUACGGGACCCGCUGGGAACAAUCGUGGCACUCGUGCGGAACCCUUCGGCGCAGCAGCUGGAUACAACAAUUCAGCUACAGGUGUUCCCAACAGCUCUCCUUCCAGUUUCUCGUUGUUUGGGGCUCCAGCGCCAUCGCAGCCUCAAAAUGGCAACGCUAAUGCCGCUUCUUCGGGACCGCGAGCUGCUCCUACGGGACCUGCAUUUUUCCGCAUGCCUUUUGCUGCUUCUACUCAAAGCAACCAUUCGCCUGUACCGGCUGGGCCAGGCAGCGCUCCAGUGCAGAUAGCCGCCACUGCAGGCUUCGGUACUUCGCCCGCUGCGGCCUCGGGUUUGCUUGCUCUUUCGUCAAGUUCAUUCCGUGAUGACGAUUCUACCGGUACGGCUACCGGUGGUAGCAGUCCUCGAGGGCUCGAUUCGCUUUGGCGAAAAGAUCCAAAAGAAAGCUUCAGCGAUUGGAUGCUCAAAGUCAAGACGAAGAGUAGCGAGGAGAACGACAAAGUCGUCGUGCACACAUACCACAUCCACAAGGCGGUGGUGGCUUUUGGCAAGAGCGAGCUCUUGGCCGAAUUGUGCCAUCAAGAUCAAGAGGGGGCAGUCCUUGUCCAGCUUGAACCUCUGGGUGCAAAAGCAGUUCCGCUGCUUCUUGACUUUCUUUACUCCCCAGAGGAGCCAUUCCAAAUGGACGUUGAGGAUGCAGUCGCUUUGCAUUACCUUGGAAAAGUCUUCAAGGUGGAGCAGCUCUGUAACGGGGCGAAGAACUUCUGUCAAAACGAAAUGGCUAGGAGCCUCGAGAACAUUCCCAGCAUCUUGGCAGCGGCCUCGAUGCUACCGGUAGACGAUGAUGGUAUCAAGCAAUUGGUGGUAGACUUCAUUGGAACAACAAACCUGUUGCGGCUUCCAACAGACUCGUCCUUGCUUGAAUCCUUCGACCCAAAUUUCUGGUUGGAUGUACAGGACAAACUUGUUGGAAACGGCGUCACACCCAAGCCGCUUAGCUUGCAUUGGAGUUUGCUCAUGGGCCACUUUGCACAAUUGCACAAGGAGGAGCUCAAAUUUGGCAAAUUCUUCAAGUUGCUAACGAACGAUGAACAGGCGAUGCCUUUCGUUGCUUUGGAGGUUGCUUUGGAGCUCUGUGAAGUGCAGCAGGAUCUCCUCUCGGGUGAGCAGGGAGUUGAAGCGGAAGGCGAACUAUCCAGUCUCGAAAAGCGUUGCGCAAGUGCCAUCGCGUCCAACUGGCGAAGCAUUGAUUUUGCUAGCGAUGGACCAGUCUCGGAGGAACGAGUGAAGCAGCGAGGCUGCGAAUUCAUGUGGGCAGUCCUCAACGAAACUAUGAAGAACGCCAAAGAUGCUUCUUUCUGUGGCUCCCCAUUCGGUGCAAACAAUUAGACGAAGUGAAUGAUUCAAUCGAAUCGCAUCUAAAAAGAGAAAGAAAUGUUUGUUGACGAUACGGAUCCGAUUGGCUUCGAGAGUGGAAUUGAACAAAGGAACGAAUAUCCGAGAGUCACCCUUGCCCGGCCGGGGCGGACUUCGGAUAGCUCACGGUACCAGUAGGGCAACGUGCGAUAGGACUUGUAGUAGAUUGGUAAACAUCGGAUCUCAAUCCAGAAUAGAAGACAGAAAUGAUCUCUUC